CCCGCCUCUCCGCCUACUCCAGCCUCCGCCGCCUCAGCUUCCCGAGCGAGCCCUGCGGCCGCCGGAGCAGCUCCCGCGGCGGAGCAGGAGCCGGAUGGUCAGAGGAGCCCGGCAGCCCCAGCAGCCGCGGAGUCGCCUGGCCCCAAGACUGACUGGCACAGUGGAGAAACCACCUCGAAAACGGAAAAGCAGUCUGAGGUCUUCUGCCGACAGUAGCCAUUCCAUGACGUGCGGAAAGAGGUUACAUAUGUUUUCUUACAGGACUGAAUUUGCUCUUAAAGAAAUCAUGUCCUCUGGAGGUGCUGAAGAUGACAUCCCACAGGGAGAGAGGAAAACAGUUACAGAUUUUUGUUACCUUCUGGAUAAAUCUAAGCAACUGUUCAACGGGUUAAGAGAUUUGCCACAAUAUGGGCAGAAGCAGUGGCAGUCUUAUUUUGGAAGAACUUUUGAUGUUUACACCAAACUCUGGAAGUUCCAGCAGCAGCACCGACAAGUCUUGGAUAAUCGGUAUGGCUUGAAGCGGUGGCAAAUAGGGGAAAUUGCUUCUAAGAUUGGGCAGCUAUACUACCAUUAUUACCUGCGCACAUCUGAGACCAGCUAUCUGAAUGAAGCUUUCUCCUUCUAUUCUGCAAUCAGACAAAGAUCAUAUUAUUCUCAAGUCAAUAAAGAGGACAGACCUGAGUUGGUAGUUAAGAAGCUACGAUACUAUGCAAGAUUUAUAGUAGUUUGUCUUCUUCUCAACAAAAUGGAUGUUGUAAAGGAUCUGGUGAAGGAACUCUCGGAUGAAAUUGAAGAUUAUACUCACCGCUUUAAUACUGAAGAUCAAGUGGAAUGGAACCUGGUGCUUCAAGAAGUAGCAGCUUUCAUUGAGGCAGACCCUGUGAUGGUAUUAAAUGAUGAUAAUACCAUUGUUAUCACGUCUAAUCGCCUUGCUGAAACAGGAGCCCCAUUGCUGGAACAGGGCAUGAUUGUGGGACAGUUGUCUCUGGCUGAUGCACUCAUUAUUGGUAAUUGUAAUAACCAGGUUAAGUUCAGUGAACUAACUGUUGACAUGUUCCGGAUGUUACAAGCCCUGGAAAGGGAGCCAAUGAAUUUAGCUUCCCAGAUGAAUAAACCAGGAAUGCAGGAAUCAGCUGACAAGCCUACCAGGCGAGAAAACCCCCACAAGUACCUGCUCUACAAACCAACAUUCAGCCAACUAUACACAUUCUUAGCAGCAUCUUUUAAGGAGCUGCCUGCCAAUAGUGUGCUUCUGAUUUACCUGUCAGCCACUGGCGUUUUCCCCACAGGUCGUUCUGAUAGUGAAGGUCCUUAUGAUUUUGGAGGGGUACUUACUAAUAGUAACCGGGAUAUUAUAAAUGGAGAUGCCAUCCACAAACGAAAUCAAUCCCACAAAGAAAUGCACUGCCUUCAUCCUGGAGAUCUCUAUCCUUUCACAAGGAAGCCCCUGUUCAUCAUUGUGGAUUCAUCCAAUAGUGUUGCGUAUAAGAAUUUCACAAACUUAUUUGGACAGCCACUAGUCUGCUUGCUUUCUCCUACAGCAUAUCCAAAAGCUUUACAAGAUCAAUCUCAACGAGGUAGCCUCUUCACUCUCUUUUUGAACAAUCCUCUAAUGGCCUUCCUAUUUGUCUCUGGAUUGUCAAGCAUGCGUAGAGGCCUAUGGGAAAAGUGUCAAGAAUAUCUUCGAAAAAUCAACCGCGAUAUUGCCCAGCUACUGACCCAUUCACGUUCAAUAGAUCAGGCAUUUCUCCAGUUUUUUGGAGAUGAAUUUCUUCGCUUGCUUCUCACAAGAUUUAUCUUUUGUUCAGCCACCAUGAGGAUGCACAAGAUUUUUCGGGAAACACGAAAUUAUCCAGAAUCAUAUCCACAACUCCCAAGGGAUGAAACAGUGGAGAACCCUCACCUCCAGAAGCACAUUUUGGAAUUAGCAUCCAUUCUGGAUGUGCGAAACGUGUUCCUUGAGAAUACCAUAGAUGACUAUUAGAACAAAAAUCCUCUGUUGAAACAAGUUUUCAUUUGCCACAGAU
Messenger RNA from Lagenorhynchus albirostris (white-beaked dolphin), 2027 nucleotides. RefSeq names its product suppressor of cancer cell invasion (gene SCAI). The record is from RefSeq and is a predicted model, not a curated record. Gene Ontology annotation, molecular function: transcription corepressor activity. The transcript is spliced from 21 exons. Gene Ontology annotation, cellular component: nucleus. The coding region runs from base 95 to 1984 and encodes 629 amino acids. Gene Ontology annotation, biological process: DNA-templated transcription. Lineage: Eukaryota; Metazoa; Chordata; Mammalia; Artiodactyla; Delphinidae.